Molecule: messenger RNA, 4381 nt
Organism: Microcebus murinus (gray mouse lemur)
Lineage: Eukaryota; Metazoa; Chordata; Mammalia; Primates; Cheirogaleidae
Source: RefSeq, a predicted model, not a curated record
ACCAUAACCCAUGAAAUGUGAUUUUGCUAAUUAUUUAAUUUCUAUUCUACAAGAUAGAGCUUUGUUAUUUCUAAAUGCCAAUUUAGGAUGCAUUUUAGUUUGUCCCCAGCUUUAAUUUGUUAUGCAUUGUUGUAACUAUGUUCUUUAUUCUCUGUUUAAUAGUGUACUUUGUCUAUUGCCUAAGGAAAAUUAACAUGAGGUAAAAUUAGUACCAAACUUCAUUUAAAAAAUGGCUUUAGAGAUAAAAUAAAUGUAUAUAUAAUCUUAUUUAGAGAAGACAUGAAAAUAGCUCUUUUCCUACAAAUAGUACCUCAGUAUGCUAUACUUGGGAGUUUGUAAAUCGUAAAGAAAAUGCCUCCAUAUCACAGUACAUUUUCAUUAAAGUAAGUUAACCAUCACUCACAUAAUUACACAUAUUGCUCAUUUAGGGAGUUGGAAUUGGAACUCUAACUUUUUACCCUCAUUUUUUUUUGAACAUUAGCUUUAGGAUGUUUAUUUUGAGCCUAUUCACCCACAGAAUAGUGUAUUAGUAAGGAAUUCCUGGGGAGUAAGCAGCAGGAAAAGAGACUAAAUUAGUUUAAGUUAAAAAGGUAACAUACUAUAGAGAUAUUGGGAUAUUCCAUAGAGACCAAGGAUAUAAUUCAUUUUUGACAUUGGGAUAAAUGGAACCAAGGCUUGGAUUCUGUCAGGAGUCAGGAUGCUCUUUGUCUCAACUUCCCUGUUAUAUCUGCUUUAUUCUCCUUCCCCCCUGAGGUUCAGUUUAUAUCCACCCAGAGAGACUGGCCUAACUCUCUUGUUCACAAGUUUGAACUUGCAGAGAAAAGACUGCAGUUGGCUCAGAGGUUCCCACCUCUGGACUUAACAAUUUUGGCCUAGAGGGGUGGAUGAUAUUUAUUCAACAAAUAUUCAGUGAUCACUUAUUACAUGCCAGAAACUAUUCUAGCAACAAAUCAAACAGGUAAAGUCUCUGCCCUGGUAAAAACUUACCCCCUACAGAGAGGGUAAAAGAUUAUACAAAUAAAUGUAUGAUAAUGAAGAGUUUAUAUGUGCUAUGGAGUAAAGAAAGCAGUUUUAAAUACUGCAGCUGAAUUAAUUAGGAAGAGAAUUUACACAUAAUAUUACCUAUAUUUUUCUCAAUCUUUAGUCCUCAAACUAUUGCCAUCUGUUUCUGUCAUAUAAAUAUAUAAAAUGUACAUAUUUUAUAUUUAUAAUCUAUGUGUAUAUAUGGGUAAUAUACAUGAAUGUGCAUAUAUGUACAAUGCAUACAUAUAUGUAUAUAUGCACAUAUUGUAGUUUAUAGAAGUUUAGGGAGGCAAUAGAAGAAAGAAAUGGGGAAGUAGCUAUAAACAGAAGAAGGACCAAGGGACGUUUUUGUUAUUGCUGGUGGUGAUGGUUUUACUUGGGUCAUGAGAUUAAUUGACCUGCCUGUAUUUGUGGGGGAAGGAGCUAAGUUGAAGAUAAAGAUAUAGUCGAAAGACAGCAUCUCUGAAGGUUUCUUUGGCCUGGGACUUAGGACACCGGUAGGAAUGGUAGUCUUAGAGAAUACAGGAGGAGAGACCCUGGUUCCUCACAUAUGGCCAUGAGUGAGAUAGAAGGUGAUGCUCUAAUGGGUAUAUGUGAGGUGGAAGAGCUGGAAGGUGAAUUUCCUUCCACCUGAUAACCUCUUUUUUACUAUGAAAAAGAAAAACUGAAGGUAAAGAUGGAGGGGUUUGAUGAUGUAAGGGGUUUAAGAAAGUGGUGAAGGUUUGGAACUGUGACCGUAGGUAGUGUGGAAGUGAACUGACUAGGGACAAUUGGAAAAAAAUAGGUGUUGAGCAUCACUGAAGGCAGUGUAUGUCAGCCACUGUAAUUUUGAAAAACACCAGUCUGAGUUGUUGGGCAGCUUUCUCUUUGAGAGCUCAGUCACCUGGAACAGAAUUUGAGAGUGAUUCAUCUGGGUGGUGACUGCUCAGGCUUGCUGUAUUGGAAACAAAGGCUGGAAAGUAAGCAGAGAGUUCUAGUAAAAGGGUUAUUAAUUUGAUUAACAAGAGGUGUUUUGGCUGGACAUGGAAAAGAGAUGAGGGAGAUGAUGAUCUAGGAGAAGUGGACAAGGGCCUGAAGAUUUGGAUGAAACGCAACAGGUCAGUUGCUCCGAUUAAAAAUGUUUCGAGAGGAUCAUGGAUCGUGGAUGACAAUGUUCUUCAGCACAAUUCUAUUUCUCUUCAUUUUUUCUCACAUAUACAACACGAUUCUUCUAAUGGAUGGGAACAUGGGGUCACUGAUAUGAUGCUUCAGGACAAGCCCUAUCCUGAUUGGGGAAAAUCUGCAAGAGCCUUCUGGAAAAAAGGAAAUGUUAGGAUCAUUUUAUUCUGGACGGUUCUUUUCACUCUGACUUCUGUGGUUGUACUUGUCAUUACAACUGACUGGAUCAGCUGGGACAAGCUGAACAGGGGAUUUCUGCCCAGUGAUGAAGUUUCCAGAGCAUUCCUCGCUUCUUUCAUCUUGGUCUUUGACCUCCUUAUUGUGAUGCAGGACUGGGAAUUCCCACAUUUCAUGGGCGAUGUCGACGUAAAUCUCCCUGGGUUACACACUCCUCACAUGCAGUUCAAGAUUCCUUUCUUCCAGAAGAUCUUCAAGGAGGAAUAUCGUAUUCAUAUAACAGGCAAAUGGUUUAACUAUGGAAUUAUCUUUCUUGUCUUGAUUUUGGAUCUCAAUAUGUGGAAGAACCAAAUAUUUUAUAAACCUCACGAAUAUGGACAGUAUAUUGGCCCAGGACAGAAGAUAUACACAGUGAAAGACUCAGAAAGUUUAAAGGAUUUGAACAGAACCAAGCUCUCCUGGGAAUGGAGGUCCAAUCACACUAACCCUCGGACUAAUAAAACAUAUGUGGAGGGAGACAUGUUCUUACACAGCAGGUUCAUAGGGGCUAGCCUUGAUGUCAAGUGCCUGGCUUUUGUUCCAAGUCUUUUAGCCUUUGUGUGGUUUGGAUUCUUCAUUUGGUUCUUUGGACGGUUUUUGAAAAAUGAGCAAGGCAUGGAGAAUCAAGACAAAACUUACACUCGCAUGAAAAGAAAAUCCCCAUCAGAACACAGCAAAGACAUGGGAAUCACUCGAGAAAACACCCAGGCCUCAGUGGAAGACCCCUUGAAUGACCCCCCUUUGGUUUGCAUCAGGUCUGACUUCAACGAGAUCGUCUACAAGUCUUCCCACCUAACCUCAGAAAAUUUGAGCUCGCACUUGAAUGAAUCUACCAGUACAACAGAAGCUGAUCAAGACCCGACGAUUUCUAAAAGUACACCUACGAACUAGACUCACUGACUUGGACAGAGCACAAAAAGCAACUUUGAGUGUAACUUUAGUCUUUCCUUUUGUAAAUGUAAGGUUUACGUAGUGUUAGGUAAAGAAAUACAAACAAUGCCACAACGGUGCUCAACAUGCUUUUUCUAGGACUCAUUGUUUUCUAUUUGUAUUAUUAUACACGUGCCUACUGUAUAUUUUACAAUCCUCUAGAGAUUGCUUUCCACAAUUGCACAAGCUAUUUAUUUACUGACUUUACAGCAUAGUAGAUAAGCUGAUUAUUCAUGUAUUUGAUGUUCAACCAUAGUGGUGCCUUGAGACAUUAAACUUUUUAACUGUACCAGAAAUGAAGUGUGGAACAGUUCUCUAACCUAUUUCCCAUGGUUUGUUUUUUUUUUUUUUUCUUUUUGGUAUACAAUUAUUUUGAUGUACACCUGAUGUCUAAGCAGGAAACAGAUAUAGCUAAGACCUGACUCAGGAUCUCUUGGUUUCUUAUUCAGCAGCAGAGUUGGUGACUUUGACAGCUGGACUGCAGAAAAACAUGGUGAUUGCCUUUUAAUAUUUAUUGGCUGUCUUCCAAAUACAGAUACAGAUGCAAAAUUCAGUGAUAAAAGAACUAUAACCCAACAUGGGUCACUACCCAUGAAAUGUGACUUUCUCCAACCAGUAAUUGCAAUUAGGUGAUAAUACCUAAUUAUGUUUUCCUAAUUAAGGAUAAAUUGCUACUUGAUUAAAAAUCCUACCCUUCACCUUUGGGAACAAAGGUUAAGAGGCACAGUUGGGUGAACUCUCAAAUUUAUUGGCAUUUACACAAAGCCCUAGACAACCGAGGAACUGAAGUUUAAUCAUGUGAGAGUUGCACAGCCCACCAUCUACAAUAUUUGUACAUCUUUCUGCAAAUAUGGCUCUGGAAAGUGAAAAUUGAAAAACAUAUGCCAAGCCUGAGCAAGGGAACUCCUCUAAAAAUCAUGCAGCAGAAUCUUGUCAGGUAGAAAAAGGUGUGCAUGAAAGAAUCUGUUUAGUGUCUUGUUUUGUGUGUGUAUGUGUGUGUAUUUUUGUUUUUUUAAGAACUAAAUAUUAUACAUAAAUAAAUAAGAAUUCUACA